CCCGUGUCAAGGCGGUGUCAGAGGUGUAUCAGCGUCUGACACCGGUGUUGGCCCAAACCUCGAUUUUAUGUCGAUUUUCGCUGCGUGUCAAACCCGUGUUUGAGGGUGCGCGUCGGUGUUUGGCUGACACACCUCCGGAGCUGUGUUCCAGGCCUUGACACCAGUGUUUAGCACUGAUCAGUUGGUUAUCUGUUGUUGUUUACAUUUGUAUACGAGGUUCUACAAUGGCAGACGAUUUGCUAUUUCACAUCGAACUCGAGGAUUUGCUGCUCAACCACCCUCAUCGUAGGCCCAGAAUCUUUCGGCGUCGACCAAAUUAUUUUGAAGAGUACAGAGAUUUUGAAUUUCUCAAAAGAUUUCGGCUCUCGAAAGAGACUGUCCAAGUUUUGAUCGCCGAAAUUGGACCUCAAAUCGCCCCUACUGUAUACAGGAACCAUGCAAUCACUCCGGCAGAAAAAGUGCUACUGACUCUGCGGUUUUAUGCGACAGGCAGCUUUAUUAUUGUCAGUGCGGACUUCAUGGGUAUAAGUGUCUCACGGGGAUGUGAGAUCAUUCAUGAGGUUUCCCAUCAAAUUGCUCUACUCCGACCCCAGUAUAUAUUCAUGCCCCGGAAUGAUGAUGAAAUCCUCACAAUUCAAAGAAAAUUUUAUGAGCUUGCCCGCUUCCCGAAGAUCGUUGGGUCUAUCGACUGUACCCAUGUCAGAAUUCAAUCACCAGGUGGAAAUCAAGCAGAAGUUUAUCGAGGUCGUAAAGGCUACUUUUCAAGGAAUGUUCAAGCCGUCACUGGACCUGACCUAGAAAUACAAGAUAUUGUAACCCGUUGGCAAGGAUCAGCCCAUGACCAAACCAUAUUUGAUGAUUCAAGCAUUAAGGAACGCCUCGAGGGUGGUGAAUUUGGUAGCAAUUUCAUUGUAGGUGAUUCCGGGUAUGUAUGUCGCAGUUACAUUAUGGUACCUCUCCCGGAACCUGCAAAUGGAACGGUUUGGGGUGUAGGAGAACAAUUAUAUAAUGAAUCAUUAAUUCGCACCAGGAACAGCUCGGAAAGAGCUUUUGGAGUUUUGAAACGAAGAUUUCCUAUUUUAGCAAAAGGAAUUAGUGUUCGAAAUGAAAAAGUUGAUGCAAUUAUUGUUGCAUGCUCUGUGCUCCACAACCUGGCCCUCCGUCGCAAUGAGGACGAACCUCCUAAUGACCCAGAAGUUGAUAUCCCUGAAGAAGAUGACACUCCGGAAGAGGUGAGAGAAAAUACACGGAGGCCGUAUGUGUAUGAAAGGGAGUUUUUAAUAACGCAUUGGUUUGCUAAUCUACCACUAAAUAACGAUUAGUUCUCACUAAGAAAAUUUUACCCAUCUGAACGGAGUUCUGAUAUUCUUAAUUUUUUCCUGAAUAGUGAAUAUGAAAACAUCACAUGUGUCUUCCAGUUGUCUUGUGCAUGUACCCCAUUCAGUUAUAAAUCCACCCCAUCACUGUUUGUACAAGUGACCAGCUGAUGGAAAGUGGAAGGAAGUGGCACUAAUAUUAAGAUUUUUUAACAAUUUAUUGUUAUCAAUAAGUGUAAUUUGUAAGUAUUUUUCUAAUUUUUUCAUGAAAGUAAUUGUUUAAUUUUUUAAAAGUAAUAAAGUAUUUAUAUCAUCCAUUAAUUA
Molecule: messenger RNA, 1640 nt
Organism: Bemisia tabaci
Lineage: Eukaryota; Metazoa; Arthropoda; Insecta; Hemiptera; Aleyrodidae
Source: RefSeq, a predicted model, not a curated record